AUGGCAGACGAUCUCCUCAACCGCGUCGAGCAGGCGCUUCGCGAAGACCCGGAAACAACUACACUAGAUACCAAGCUCUUUGAAGAGGCCGAACUCUUACUGCCUUCAUAUCUGGCUCCUCCAACAUAUACAACCAACAAUGCUGGAUCCGCGGAACAAGUCGUCGUCCCUGGCCAAGUCUCCACCUCCAAUAGCGACGGGCUGUGGGAGAAGCGUCUCCUCCUCAUGCGCCACCUUGCCGCCGACCUCAUGGACUCCCGUCGCAGCAACCACACUCCCGUCGUCAACCUCCUGAUCAAACUCUUCAACGGCUUCACCUGGACCCAGGUCUGCGAAUUCGGUACAAGUAGUAUUCCGUACAAGGAUGGUCUAGGCGUGGGCGAAGGGAUGACGAGUUUCAAUCGCUUGAUGCUUUGUCUCUUGGGCAAAGCAAGGGGUAAAGCGAGCGAUGCUGAGCAAGCGGCUGGAAUGUUGGAGGUUAUGAUCGCGGUUGUGAGGUUGUGGUUGACGACGCCUGAUACGGGGAUUAGUAUGCAGGCGGGCGAGUUGCUGUUUGAUUUGUUGAAGGUUGAUGUGCCGCCGCAGCCUGCACAGUCGAGGGAGAAUUGGAGAGAUAGGCCUGCUGGAGGAGGAGGAGGGCAGGGCUUGGUGUGGAAGAGAGUGUUUGGAGAUAGGGAUGUUUAUCAUGUGUUUUUUGAGUCGUGCUCGCUGGAGUAUGGGGCGGAGGCUUUGAGUAAGAAUCAGAGAACUAUUGCGCAGGCGAGGCUGAUGGAGUGGGUGCCCAAGGUGGCGAGGCUGGAUUGGGGAAUGAUUAGUCGCAGCCAUCAUCGCGAGGUCGAGGGGAAGUUCAAGUCGACCGGUGGAUUUCUGGAGUUCGUGGCACUGAAGAUGGUGGACUUCAAGGACGAUUUGCUCAUGUAUCGGUGCUUGAUCGACUUCUUCAGCUUGUUGCUCAAGACUACGGCGGAUCUGGACACGCACACCAUGGCUCAGCACGACUCGCUGGGUUUGCAGUACCUCAUCAUGCACGGCUUGCAUGCACGCACGGCGGCUAUCUACCUUCAAACUCAACCAGUCGAUCCUGCAGAAGCUAUGCUACUCUAUGGUCCGGCAGCGAAUUACCUCAGCACAUACGCAAGCGUAUACCCGAAGCACUACCUGGCCUGUCAAAUGGCGAAGCAAGUCAACGAGAGGCUGUCACAUACUCUGGACCUCACGCCAGGCAGCUGGGCUCACAACGAUUCGCCAAAGCACGAUCUUCACCUCAUUGCCAGUGUGCCUCGUCAGUCUCUCAUGCCUUAUGACAAGAGUCCCAUCGCCUUGCUGCCCUGCAAGACCACGAAUGCCGAUGUCCUCAACACUCUCGCCACUAUAUUCCAUGGCCCGGAAGAGCACGUCGUCACCUUCCCAGCCACCGAAGUCAAGAACGCCGAACAAGACGCCAACGAAGGCGCUGCGGCCCGCGCAAUCUACUUCUACUACCUCGCCGCCCAACCUCACUUUUGGCGCGACAUCGUCAUCCACGCCGACACCAUUGCCCUCCGCGACCUCGCACUGUCCGCAAUCCGCUGCAUCACCACCAUCAUCAACGCGAACUGGUCCAACACCACAACCCCAGCAACAAUAACCUACCUGCUCCCCUCCACCACCCUCGCCACCCCAACCUCAGGCCACCUGGCCAUCCUCUCGCCUCCAGCUCUAGAACACAUUCUUCCCUACCUCCUCUCCCCACCCAAGACUUUCGCGAACUUGGUAGGCGGGCGAGGCGAUGCGGAAAGUUCUGCUUACCAAGUUGCGGUCGCGAAGUUCGAGGCGUUGAAGGCUUUGGAGGUGAGGAUGAGGGGGCAGGUGGAGAGGAGUCCGGAGGAAGGGUUUGAGGAGAUUUUGGGAACGGUGCAGAGGAGAUUGGGGAUGGGGGUUUUGCCGCAGGGAGCGGAGGUUGGUGGGGCGGUUGGGACGAUGGAGUUGUGA
This is a messenger RNA of Recurvomyces mirabilis, 1971 nucleotides long. RefSeq lists its product as uncharacterized. The record is from RefSeq and is a predicted model, not a curated record. Lineage: Eukaryota; Fungi; Ascomycota; Dothideomycetes; Mycosphaerellales; Teratosphaeriaceae. The transcript has a single exon. The coding region runs from base 1 to 1971 and encodes 656 amino acids.